Molecule: messenger RNA, 4047 nt
Organism: Falco peregrinus (peregrine falcon)
Lineage: Eukaryota; Metazoa; Chordata; Aves; Falconiformes; Falconidae
Gene: HENMT1
Product: HEN methyltransferase 1
Exons: 7
Coding region: 407-1519 (370 amino acids)
Biological process (GO): siRNA processing; RNA methylation; piRNA processing
Cellular component (GO): cytoplasm; nucleus
Molecular function (GO): O-methyltransferase activity; RNA methyltransferase activity
Source: RefSeq, a predicted model, not a curated record
UAUUUGUAUUUGUAGUUACGUGUGAGAGACAGUACGGGGCGGUGCAGCUGCCGGCAGGCGUGCCCUGCUGCCGGGUGCUGGAGCUGGAGCUGGCGCCUCAGCGCCGCGGGCAGCCCCGGGCCGCCUCCCGCCCGGGCGGCCCCGCCACGCCGCGCUCGCCCUUCGCUGGGGCCCGGGCCCGAGUGGGGAGGGGGCCUGUGAGCUGCUGUGUGUGCUCCGGCGUAGUGCUUAGUGAGGCGUGGGAGGGCUGGAGGUGCGCUAAUGGUUCUGACGCCAUGUGGCAUGAAUGUUGGUUUACUUAAAAAUGCAGGCGCUAGUACCAAGGCUUAGCUGGUAGUGAAGUUGAAGCCUAGCAGACCACCUCCUCUUCCACAACGCAGUAAUUUAUCAGCAUUGACAAAAUAUCAUGGAUAAGAACUUUCAAGAAGAACAGUUUACAGGAAUUGCUGAAUUUACACCCCCUUUGUACAAACAACGCUACCAGUUCAUUAAAGAUUUAGUGGGGAAAUACAAACCUAAGAAGGUGGCAGAUUUAGGAUGUGCUGACUGCACACUUCUCUGGAUGCUGAAAUCCUGCAGUUGCAUUGAGGUGUUAGCUGGGCUAGAUAUCUGUGCAAGCGUAAUGAAAGAGAAAAUGCAUAGGUUGUCUCCUCUUCCCGCUGAUUAUUUGAAACCAUCUGAAAGAUCCCUAACUGUUACCUUGCAUCAUGGUUCAGUUGCCCAGAAAGAUCCUUGCAUGCUUGGUUUUGACUUGGUAACGUGUAUUGAACUAAUAGAGCACCUGGAAGAACCAGAACUAAAGAAGUUCCCUGAAGUGGUGUUUGGUUUCAUGGCUCCAAGCAUAGUUGUGAUCAGUACUCCAAAUUCUGAGUUUAACCGUUUGCUUCCAGGAGUGAUGUUAUUCAGGCAUCCAGACCACAAAUUUGAAUGGAACCAAGUGCAGUUUCAAAGCUGGGCUCUAGAGACUGCUAGACGUUAUGAUUACUCAGUGGAAUUUACUGGUGUAGGGCACCCGCCAACAGGAAUGGAGAAUGUUGGGUUUUGUACCCAAAUAGGUGUGUUUCUUAGAAAAUAUCCUCAAACCAGUGAAUCUGCUCAAUCUGAGAAACCCACUCAAGCAGUUUACAAAACGGUCUUCAAAGCAGUGUAUCCAAGUCUUAAAGAUGAGAAGUACCUGCAGAAUGCAGUGGUCAGUGAAGUUAUUUUCACAGCACAAAUCAUUAAGCAAAGUCUGCUGAACCAUUUAAUGUCAGAACAUGAUCCUACCGAGAGAAAAUCCAAAUUCCGACCCUCGAUGAGCUGUUUUUCAGAAGGUCUUGGAAAACUAGUUGCUGGAAAAAGCAUGGAACCAUUUGUUAAUGGAAAUGUGGUUUAUAUACCUCUUACAACAAUCUUUUCUUUUCCCAAAGUUAAAAAUCUUUGUGGUACCUUUGAGAAGUUAUGCAGGCUUAUUGCUGGCAAGGUCACGCUGAGCAGUGAUGGUUCUACUGUGAUGUUCAGUACUGAACAUGAAAAUUAAGAGAAUUGGAUCACAGAUUUCUUAUACAAAGUUCAGGUAAAGUAAUGAAAGUAUUUUCUUAGUAGCUGUCAGAUGGUGUGUUCUUUUAUGCUAAUGAGAACCACAAGAUCUCACAAUUUACCCAUCAGCACCUCUCUGAUUCAGUGAACGUGAGUGCUGACAAAGACUGCAGUAACUCAUAAGGUUUUGAAGUAGAGUAUCGGGGCUAAAAGGAAAGAAUUUAAUUCCUGUGAAGAAAAACUUAAAGAAUUUCUGUUUGUUUUCUAUUACUAUAUUGUAGCUAUUGUUACUAGAUUGUUUUUGGUAAUCGUUUGUUAGCUCCAAGGGUAGUUGAAGAUAACACAGAACUGUGGUGUUAUGCUGAAUAAUCUGAGUCAGACCUGGGUUUAGGACAAGUUUUUUUUUUCUUAACAAGAUAAAAUGUAUAGAUACCUUUUUCAAGAUGAGCACGUACUCCAUCUUCAGGAAAACCAAAUCUUGUUCCAGAUAAACUGGAAUAUGCCACAAACAUUUAUAGCUCAGUAAAUCCAAUACUGGGGAAGAGUGCCAUGAUGUUGAUACAAUAUGAGGAAAAAAAAAGGUAGAUUUAGCCCUAUUGUUUUAUCCAGUUUCUUGAUAACUGCUGCUUGGGGAAUAACUUGCAUCCUGUAACUUUCCAAAAGCUGAAUUUAAUUAAUUUGAAACUGGUAUCUUUGACUAUUCUGGGGGUUUUUUUGCGGGGUGAAAAAUAAAGUCUGUCAUUGUGAAUGCUAACCUGGCCCCAGUGUACAAAAAAAUGUCUGCGUUUUCACGUGCAGCUGUUGUCCAAAAAAUCUUGACAGCACAUUCAGCAGAAAGUAAAAGCAGAGGUGUUACAGAUAGUAGAGCUUACUGGCUUGGCCAAGAUGCCUUUUGCCUAAGUAGAGCUGAAUUGUAGGUGUAAGUGCACAGUAAGCAAAUACUAGACGAUGGACUUCUAAAGACACAGAUUUUGAAGGAUGGACAAGACUGGCCUGUUGAUACAGGAUUAAUGAGGCAACACACUGGAGUUAAGUUUAUUUGCGUACCUGAAUUUUUUAUAACCAAUAAUUUUAAUAUCUCAACUGAGUAUUUGUUUUAAGUGAAGAGAUGCUUAAUUAAAAGGCCUCAUUUGGUGCAUGUUUUGCAAUGUCAUUGGCAGCUUUGAAUGAGCUAGUAUUAUCAGAACCAACUUGUGUGAAACAUGAAAGUUCACAAGUUUCUGCAAGUAAGAAAUUCUGUGUAAGGCCUGACAGUUUCUUAGAGAAGAUGACUGCAUUCUACUGUCUAAAUUUUUGAAAUUAAUUUGAACUGAUUAGGGUGAAAGAUCAGACAUAAAGGGGAGAGGCAACUGUAAUUCUCUGAAUUGAGAAAUGGUACAGGAUCUAUAACAGGCUGAGCUUCAGGGAAAGAAGAAUGAUCUGCAGUGCUCUGUCGUACUGAAUGAUUAACAUAUGCUUAAUGAGCUUUGUCUUUUGUGGGAGAUUUUUCUCCUACCACAAAUAGACAUGGAUUAUUAAAAUCUAAUACAUUUAGAAUUAAUUUUCAGAAUUAAUGUAAUUAAAUUUCACCUUUAAUCAAUAUUAAAAAUGGUUUCUUUUUUUUUUUUUUUAGAUUGUGAUAUGAACUUGCCAUAGUUGGUAUGUUACAAUAUACGUACAAUUAAAAAUUGGUAAAUAUUCUUUGGACAGUAAUAAGCAUAGCUGUUUGAGAAUGGCAUUGGGUUGUUAUGAAAAGAUACCUCUGCAGUUCACUGUACAAUUUACUAUAGUUAGAAAAAUUUUUUGGACCACAGAACUUCUCCCUGGGUUGUUUCCUCUUGCAAUGUUAUAUCUUUAGUGUACUUUAUAGCAUAAUCACUUUAAAAUAAGGAAAAGGGAAAAGAAGGUGGACCUGUUGGAUCUGGCGUUAUAUUUGCCUUGAAUUUUGUAUUCAGGUAACAUCUAAUUACAGGAAUGCCUCAUGAACAGACAAGAUUGUAUAUGAAUACAUGCUUGUUUUUCCUCAAAACAUUAUACCCUUAAGGCUUCAUAGCUACAUUUGGAAAAAGGUUUAUGUGGAUAUUGGGUGGACAAAUGUCAAGGAGCCUAAAUGGUAAUUAAUUUUUAGGAGGUUCAUGGAUCCAUUGUAAGAAAGUUUAAUCUUUAAUGAUAGCUAGGGCAAAUAUCAAUUCUUACAUUCUUGCUUACGCCUUUUCCUGAGGAAAAUCUUAAGUCAGACUACAGAUGUUUGGCCCUACAUGUUCAGUGUUCCUUGGUAUGUAUAUGUGUACUGAAACUGAAGAAGCUGUUACAUAUCACAUACAGAAGUACUGUUCAGAAUAUGUACAUUUUACUGGACUGCUAGCUUUUAGUAACACAAACUGCUGGUUUGUAUGUCAGGUUUCUACUGGCUGAAAGCAAUUUUAAUUAAGGUUUUCUUUAAAGUACUGAAGUAACCAUCUUUUCGGGAGCAGUUAAACACUUUGUCAGGGUUCAUUGUGCAUAGCUUUUCAUUAUCGGGUUGGUCUUUUGAUUAAACUAUUACGCAUA